AUGGACAACAAGGAGGAGUUUUGUAAGAACGGCGGCAUGCAGCUCAUGUACGAGCGCUUGUCCGCAGGCACAAAGAAGACCUAUGAGUCCUCCUUAAAGAAGUUUGCACACCUGGUCGCAGAUGGCAGGGAUAUUCUCAAGGACAAGUUGCGACUUAAGAUGGCCAUGGCUGGCUUGAAGCGUCGACAGAAGUCCCCCAAGCGCAAGCAUCCGGUGACAGUGGCACAUAUUAAGCAGAUCCAACUGGGGUUGGACACUGGGCUGUGGGAUGACUUGCUGUUACUCACCGCGGUGUCUUUCGGUUUCUCCUUUUUGCUGCGUGCCUGUGAAUACCUGUCAAAGGAUGGUGUGGUCCACGAGGACAAGGUCCUCCGCAUGGAGCAUCUCCACAUCUUCCAGGCAGGUCACAAGUUGGGGUGGGAACAAAUUAUGGCAGCGGACGAGUUGGUCAUCCACAUCCCAGGCUCCAAAACAGACAUCUACAACGACGGUUACAAGCUCAAUAUCAAACUGCGAGCAGGUGACACGCCGUCUGACAUCAACCCGUUAUGCCUCCUUAGGCAGCUGUACACAAUGAACCCAGCCCGCUUCGGAGCCAACGGGUCCAAGCGGCCCGUGUUCUGCUUAGCCUGCGGUAGGGUCCUGGAGCGUAGCACAGUUAACACAGCGCUCAAAGCAGCGGCGGUGGCUCUGGGUCUGGACCCUGCUGAUCACGCCACCCAUUCGCUGCGGGCUGGUGGAGCUACAGCCUUGUAUGCCAUCGGGGGCCCCCUCAAAGACUUGGAUUUCGUCGACGAUGUGGAUGACAUGGAUGAUCAACCAAGACCGCCAGAAGAACUCAUCCCAAUAGAAGACUCUUUUUGUUCUCCGGCACUAAUUGAGUCUGCUAUUAAGAUGAUUUCGGCUGACGGUGCGACUACUGGCCAAAGCAGCGCAAUCGCUCCAGCUUUACCUGCUGACUUCAUAAAAGACCUGAAGGACGAGUUUUCAUGCGUGCACCAGGAGGCGGAGGACCUAAAAAUAGGUUUCGGAGGCAUGGGACGCUGCGUACAACUCAACACGAAUUGCAUUAAUUCGUACGCAGGGGACUCCACUAAGCUGACACUCCAGGUCAUGGAUGGCUGGUUCAAUAAAAAUGCUUCUGCGUGUAAUGCGCACGGCCGGCGCUUGCGAUGCGCACAGGGCGAUAUCCAUCAGUUUCGGGUCUUGGGCGCAUGCGUAAUCUUGUUCGUACUGGUAGAUGAAGAAGGGCUCAUAUUUGACAAUUUCGGCAACCCGCGCCCCAACCCUACCUCCACACUCUCGGAAAACACAAACGAGCACGCCAGAGGCAGCGAAAUCGCACGUUUGCAGCGACACGAAGACGCCGCGCGCGGGGCGCUGCGAGCAGCGCUGAAUGCCCCGGCACGGGGCGCCCUUCCGCAGCCCGCGGGGCCCCGAACGCCCCGGGCGGGCCGAGCUAGCACAGCGGGUGGGUCACGAAGCCCACCGGAGGUCCUCGGGCAGCGAUUCCACGCUAAACGCCCACCAUCGUCUAAGCCGCCCUAG
Molecule: messenger RNA, 1548 nt
Organism: Aureococcus anophagefferens
Lineage: Eukaryota; Pelagophyceae; Pelagomonadales; Pelagomonadaceae
Exons: 5
Coding region: 1-1548 (515 amino acids)
Biological process (GO): DNA integration; DNA recombination
Molecular function (GO): DNA binding
Source: RefSeq, a predicted model, not a curated record